UGUGGCUCGAGCCCACGGCGACGGCGCCGGCCCGCAUAUAUUGAAGCCCAGCCCGCAACAAACUGGCAGGAUGGCGGCGAGGCUCCUCCUGCUGCUGGCCCUGCCCGCCGUGGCCCUGGGCACCGAGGCGGGCGUGGCGAAGAACCCGAUCCGCAAGGUGGUGACCAUGCUGCAGGGGAUGUUCAAGACCGUGACCGAGGAGGGCGAGAAGGAGGAGAAGGCCUUCGAGGAGUUCAUGUGCUACUGCAAGACGGGGGUCGGCGACCUCGAGACCUCCAUAGAGUCUGCCACGACCAAGAUCGACACCCUGGAGUCGAGGGGGGGCCAACGGAGUUCUCCGACCUGGGCAGCACCGUGGCCUUGGCGGCGGCCAGGGAAUGUCUGCCCACGGCGGAGAUUGCCUUGCGGCGAUCGUCAGAGGAGGGACAUGUACCCAUACCGCUACCCACACCGCUACCCUUCCCUCAUGUUACCUUUUUUGGACCUCCUGGGAGGUCCUCGUCGCCACGGCUGGAUUUCCUUCGAGAUUCUGGUCCGAACGCACACUGGGAGAGGUCACCUGGGGAGUGGCGGUAUCGGUACCUUUGAUUUUCCCAGAUCGCGCGGGUUCCGCCAGGAGUCCCUGGAGAAGAAGAAGCUGACGGAGGGGUCGCUGUCUGAGCACAAGGACAGCCGCGCCGAGGCGAAGGAGGCCGUCGCCAAGGCGGAGGCCCUGCGCGCGAGCGAGAACGCGGCGUUCAAGCAGGAGAAGUCCGACUCCGAGACCAACAUCAGCGCGAUCAAGGCCGCCGUGGCAGCGCUCGAGAAGGGCAUGGGGGCCUCCUUCCUGCAGUCGGGGGCUGCCAAGAGGAUUGCCCAGUUCGCCAUGGAGAAGGCCACGAUGGCCGACGCCGCCCGCCAGGAUCUCCUGUCUUUCCUGUCCGGCUCCGCCGACUACGCGCCCAAGAGCGGCGAGAUCACUGGCAUCUUGAAGCAGAUGGGGGACGAGAUGACCGCCUCGUUGGAGGAGGCGAUCGCCGCCGAGGAGAAGGCGCAGGGCGCGUUCAAUGAGAUGGUGGCUGCGAAGACCAAGGAGAUCAACACGGUGACCGCGCAGAUAGAGGAGGAGAUGUUGCGCCUGGGCGAGCUCAACGUGCUGCUGGCCGAGAGCGGCAACGACCUGGACGAGACCAAGGAAACGCUGAAGGAGGACACCAGCUACCUCGCGGAGCUGAAGAAGGGGUGCAGCACGAAGGAGGCCGAGUGGCAGGAGCGUUGCAAGGUGCGCCAGGAGGAGCUUGUCGCGAUCUCGGAGACCAUCAAGAUUCUCAACGACGACGACGCGCUGGAGCUGUUUAAGAAGACUUUGCCUUCGACUUCGGUGAGUUUCCUGCAGGUCAAGGAGAGCGCGCGGGACGUGCGCAGGCGCGCGCUCGACGCGCUGCGCGCCGAGCCCAGUGGGAGCCCUCGGCUCAACCUCGUGAUGCUGGCCAUCCAGGGAAAGACAGCGGGGUUCGAAAAGGUAAUUGCGUUGGUCGACGAUAUGAUGGCGACUUUGAAGAAAGAGCAGGCAGACGACGAUGCGAAAAGGGAGUACUGCGAGGCCGAGCUCGACAAGACUGAGGACCAGAAGAAAGAGCUGGAGCGUGCCAUCGAGGUGUCCAGCACUGCCAUCGAGGAGCUCACGGGCGCCAUUGCCACUUGGACCAGCGAGAUCAGCGACCUCAAGGCAGGCAUCCUCGCGCUCGACAAGUCCGUGGCCGAGGCCACCAAGCUGCGCAAGGAACAGAACGCAGAGUACAAGCAACUGAUCGAGGAGAGCAAGGCCACCAAGGAGAUCCUGCUCUUCGCGAAGAACCGCCUCAAUAAGUGGCCGACUUACGGACAAGCCCCCCGUGGAUCUGGCGCAGGUGCGGGCUCACAGGACCGCCAGCGACUCCGACGCGGCACCGCCGCCCCCGCCGGAGACGUUCGGGGCCUACACCAAGAAGAGCGAGGGUUCCAGCGGCGUCAUCGCAAUGAUCGACAAGCUGAUCACGGACACCGACGUUACCAUAAAGGAGGCAGAGACCGAGGAGAAGGACGCCCAGGGCGACUACGAGAAAGUGAUGGCCAACGCCGGCGAGAAGCGUGCGACGGACUCGAAGGCCCUCACCGACAAGGAGGCCGCCAAGGCCGAGGCCGAAGAGUCGCUGCAGGUCGAGGCGGACAAGAAGAAGGACCUCGAGACGGAGCGCAUGGAGGUGAUGCAGAUCAUGAUGAAUCUGCACAGCGAGUGCGACUGGC
Prorocentrum cordatum is the source of this 2265-nucleotide messenger RNA. NCBI's taxonomy places the organism in Eukaryota, Dinophyceae, Prorocentrales, Prorocentraceae. The record is from the annotation of a GenBank genome assembly.